This is a messenger RNA of Fusarium proliferatum ET1, 1038 nucleotides long. RefSeq lists its product as uncharacterized. Gene Ontology annotation, molecular function: methyltransferase activity. NCBI's taxonomy places the organism in Eukaryota, Fungi, Ascomycota, Sordariomycetes, Hypocreales, Nectriaceae. Bases 1 to 1038 code for a protein of 345 amino acids. The record is from RefSeq and is a predicted model, not a curated record. The transcript is spliced from 11 exons.
AUGGCGAAUGAUAAGUCUAAAAGCUCGUCGCCAGCUGCAGCGCAAUCACCUCCACGGGAUGCCGAUAGCCCUGAGGAGACUGUUCUGGAAGCGGGCGAUGACGAUUCCGCACUUGGGGUCACCGAUGAUGAGUUAUCGACCGCGUCUUUGCGCUCUAGUAUUUACGAAUAUCAUAUGAUCAAUGGCCGAGGGUAUCAUAAAGAUGAGAAAUACUGGCUCCCCAGUGAUCAGAAUGAAUCAGAGCGCUUAGAUCUCCAGAACCAUCAACUUCUCUUGACAUUCGGCGGCAAGCGAUAUUUCUCGCCCAAUGCUGACACUGCAAAGAGAGUACUCGAUGUCGGAACCGGCACCGGAAUUUGGGCUGUCGAGUUUGCUGAUGAACAUCCUCACGCCGAGGUCUUUGGCAUCGAUAUUGCUCCUAUCCAGCCAGACUUUGUUCCUCCAAACUGUACCUUUGAGAUCGACGACGCCGAGAAGGAAUGGACGUGGACUAAACCCUUCGACUACAUCUUCGUUCGUCUCAUGGUCGGCAGUAUAGCAGACUGGGAUAAACUAAUCCGCCAAUCCUACGAUAACUUGGAACCCGGAGGCUGGGUCGAAGUCAUCGACCCCGUGUUCCCCGCCAAAUCCGAAGACGGAACGCUCAAGCCCGACUCGCCCCUUCACCGAUGGGACGAACUAACCGCCAAAGGCGCCUUAGCCCUCGGCCGUCCCUUCGAUGAAGGUGUUAACCACGAAAAACGUCUCAAAGAAGCCGGCUUCGUAAACGUUACGAGAAAGGCAUUUAAGUGGCCUACUAAUACCUGGCCCAAGGAUCCAAAGUUUAAGGAGAUUGGGCUCUGGACACUUGCUAACAUUGAGAGGAAUCUUGAGACGAUUAGUAGCUUCUUGUUGAGGCAGGGACUUGGGAUGAGUCAGGAGGAGAUCUUGGUGUUUAUUGCGGAGGUUAGGGCUGAGAUGAGGGAUUUGAAGGUUCAUGCCUAUUGGGAGGUGUUCGUUGUUACCGGGCAGAAGCCGGAGGAACAGGUCCAAGGAUAG